Gossypium arboreum is the source of this 2639-nucleotide messenger RNA. RefSeq names its product WPP domain-interacting tail-anchored protein 2. The coding region runs from base 381 to 2261 and encodes 626 amino acids. The transcript is spliced from 5 exons. NCBI's taxonomy places the organism in Eukaryota, Viridiplantae, Streptophyta, Magnoliopsida, Malvales, Malvaceae. The record is from RefSeq and is a predicted model, not a curated record.
UAAUUAUAACUUUUGUGCUUGUAGUAGGUCAUAUGACAAACUUUUAUAUUGUUCUUUUCUGGCAUCUCAAUAAUUCAACGUAGGUCCCCAUGGAGCACGGUGGUUGCUAAUGCGCCCCACCAUGAACCACCACCCUCAUUUCUCCCUCUCUAAGAUCACCUACUCUCGUUCCCAAUUGACCUGUUAUUUGCUAAUACAUCCAUUUUUUGUAACAGACAGAUCAGUGAACAUCAACGGUUUUAUGAACAUAACAGGUCGUUGUUAAAAAGUGUCAGUUGACUUUUCUUCUUCGGUUGAUCCCUUUUCUUUUCUUUUUUUCCAAGAAUUAUCAAAAACCCAUCUAGAUUUUGCUCUCUGUUACCUAAACCAAGAAUUGAGCCAUGGAAAUGAAUGAAUUCAAUGUUGAUGAAAAGUAUAUGCAUAUGCGAAACCCAGAGUCAAAUGCAGUUCAGUUUCAUGAAGAGGCCUUAUCAACUGGAGAGGGCAUCCAAGAAAUGUUGGGUGCCAAUUUGGACAGAAUUGACUUGGAUUUGGCUUGUUGUAAUGAGAAACUGGUAAAUUUGCAUGUACUGUUGAUGUUUCUUCUGGGUUGGGACAAGGAUCCCGAAGAGAUGGCGUAUGGGAGUAGUGAUAUUUCGGCUCAGUUCAUUGAGAAGGCUUUGGUAUUUGACCUUUUAUGUGGAAUUUUAGAUUCUGAGUUAAGGGAAGUGGAAACUUUCUUGAGUGCCGUUCAGUCAGAGAUUGUUGAUGCUCGUCGUAAAACAUCUUCGUGCGUUCCUUUGGGAACACUAUCUGAAAAAAUGGAUAAGAAGCUGCAUGAUUCUGAAGAAUCCCUGAAAAGGUGUCAAGGGAUUGUCUUGGAGGUGAAGUUGCUGUCAACCAAGCUGCAAGCUUCCUUUCCAUAUUUCAAACAUGAGAACUGGACUAAUGAUGAGGCCAUGGAUGUAUCUGAGCAAUAUCAGCUAUCAAACAUCAUCGGGAAAUCCAAAGUACUGACUGUUGAACAACAAAGACAAAUUCUAAGGAUGCUUGACAAAUCACUUGCAAGGGAGCUAGAGCUUGAAAAUAAAUUAUUAGAGUCCGGACAAAAUGAAGAAUCAUUAAAACUAAAGCUACAUCAUACUGAACAAGUCGCUCUUCGCAUGGAAGAGGCAGCAGAAGUUGUUUGGGGACGGUUUCUAGAGGCUGAGAAUGCUGCUGAGGUGCUCAUGGGAAUUUCGAAGGAACUAUUAGGUCGACUUCAGAUUGUUCAGUUUAACAUGAAUGGUUCGAUUCAACGAGAAGCUGAGCUCAAAUCUAAAAUUGAAGGUUGCAUUGAAGAGUUGAAUGCCAAAGAUAUAGCUUUAGAAAAGCUUGAGAUCAGCAAUGUGGAACAUGCUGCAAAAGCUUCCGAAGUAUUCACAUUGAGGAAGAAUAUGAAGUUACUUGAGGAACAGCUAAAAGAAUCUGAGAUACAGCUGAAGAAUGCAAUGGCUUCCAGUGAAACAAGUCAAGAACAUCUUCAUGAAAUGGAAACCGUUAUUGAUUCACUAAAAGUAAGCAUUUAUGAAGCUGAAAGUAGAGCUGAAAGUGCAGAAGCCAAGGUCUCAGAGUUAACAGAUGCGAACUUGGAACUUACCGAAGAGUUGAAUUUUCUUAAAGGUAAUAACGAGAAAAGCACAAAGAAGGUGACCUCACUAGAGAAGCAGUUGAGGGAAUCGGAGAUUCAACUACAGCAUGCAAAAGCGUCUUCCGAAGCAAGUCAGGAGCAGCAAAACAUGCUCUACUCUGCAAUUUGGGAUAUGGAAACUUUAAUUGAAGAUCUAAAAUCAAAGGUUUCAAAAGCUGAAAGUAGAACCGAAGGUGUGGAGGAGCAAUGCAUUGAAUUAUCUGAAUCUAACUUCGAACUUAAUAACGAGCUAGGCAUCCUAAGGCAUAAAAUUGAAUGCUUGGAGACAUCUUUGAAUCAAGCUAACAUUGAAAAAGAGGCAAAUGCAAAAGAAAUCAGUCAUAGGACCAAGUUAAUCACAGAUAUGGUUGCCCAACUAGCUACAGAAAGAGAACGCAUUCAAAAGCAGCUAUCUUCAAUAGUAAAAGAGAAGGAAAUAUUGGUGAAAAAGUUACAAAAUAUGGUAAAAGCCGACUCUACAGCAGUCUGUAACUCUGGAGGUGAUGAUGGCAAUGAGAUAUCUGUUCUGAAUAGUGAUUCAACUAGAGCUACAUGUACAAAAACAUUCGAAAAAGCGGCCACCUCUGCCACAAGUGUACAGGCAGGUGGAUGAGCCAUCAAAAGAUGUAUCUCUUCUUAGGACAGCAGCUAGGCCUUCCAGCACCAUAAUUGACGGUGGCACUAGUGCUAUUCCGAGCAAGCAUGUUAAGGAAAAAGGAAAGAGAGGCAACUUUAAACUGUUAUGUAUGUUGAUAGCAAUUCUGGUUGCAAUAUUUUCUGCAUUAGCUAUAUAUUUUUUGAGUGAGAAACAGAUCAUGUUUGGUUUUUGAUGGCCACUGAAAUUAUAUUUUUGCUGGCACACAUUGUGCCCUGUGUUGUAUAUUCUUGUCAUUUUCGAUUGAUGACUAUGCAUUCAUCACCAUAUUCUGUAUUUGGUUUUACUUGGAUGAUGUAAAUUAUUCUGUUAUUUGUUAGAUAUCAUCUUUGAGAA